CCGCGGGGCUGGCACUGCGCACAUGAUCGCGACGCUCGUAUAAGAGAAGUAGCGGGAAAGCAGCUCGCUGAGCCCAGAGGACGGGAACUUCGCUCACCUCUGUGCCGCAGCGGAGCUGGGUAGGACUGGCGCCGGGAUCCCUCCGUGGUGAAGCAGCAGCAGCAGCAGCGCACGGGCGCUAACGCGGCUCUCCAAACGCGCGCCGGUCAACAGCAACUGCAGGGCGGCUGCAAUCCCCAAACUUCGCCGGGCUGCCCACGUGUUUCCAGGUUGUUUAGUGGGCAGCAAAGGCAAGGCGCUCGGCUGACCUGCCGCCGGGGGAGCGCAGGAGCUGGCCGGCGGCGUGCACAGGGUGGCGCCCGCCGUCGGGGGAGGUUCCGAGGAGAUGCUGGAAGUUGCCGGGACUUCGCUGGAUGUACUAAGGGGCUCCGGAGGCGUGUGAGCUACUUGGCUGCUGCUGCUGCCGCUGCCGCCGCCGCCGUCCUGCCUUGCGCGCCUCGCUCUGCCUUGUCCCCUCGCCGCCUCCAAGGAGGGCGGUUUCUGGUGACUCCCCGGCGCCGCUGCCGGCGACGACCUGCAGCCCCCGUCCUUUUGCUGCUGCUGCCGCGAGUCCCCGGAGCCGAAGGAUGCAGUUCCGUUUCUUCUCUUUUGCCUUGAUCAUCCUGAACUGUAUGGAUUACAGUCACUGCCAAGGCGGCCGCUGGAGACGCAGCAAGAGAGCCAACUAUGGACCAAAUCCAAUUUGCAAAGGCUGUUUGUCUUGCUCAAAGGACAAUGGAUGCAUCAGAUGUCAGCAUAAGCUGUUCUUCUUUCUCCGAAGGGAAGGGAUGAGGCAAUAUGGGGAAUGCUUGAAUUCCUGCCCACCAGGGUACUACGGUCUGCGAGCCCCAGACAUGAACAGAUGUUCAAGAUGCAGAAUAGAGAACUGUGAUUCUUGCUUCAGUCGAGAUUUUUGCACAAAGUGCAAGCCUGGGUUUUAUCUCUACCGGGGUCGUUGCUUUGGAGAAUGUCCCGACGGCUUUGCACCUUUAGAGGAGACCAUGGAAUGUGUGGAAGGCUGUGAAGUGGGCCCUUGGAGUGAAUGGGGGACGUGCAGCAGAAAUAACAAGACCUGCGGAUUUAAGUGGGGCUUGGAAACGCGGACGAGGCAAAUUGUGAAAAAGCCAGCAAAAGACACAAUACCCUGCCCAACCAUUGCGGAGUCCAGAAGAUGUAAAAUGGCCCUGAGGCACUGUCCGGGAGGAAAGAGGACACCGAAGAUAAAAGACAAGAAGAAGAAGAAAAAGAAUUUAAUGGAGCGAGCACAAAAGCAGCACAGCCUCUUCUUAGCUACAGACCGAGCUGGCCAAUAAAGACUUUGGUCAUGUGUUUUUGUUUUUUGUUUUU
Lacerta agilis (Sand lizard) is the source of this 1386-nucleotide messenger RNA. It is a transcript of the gene RSPO2, whose product is annotated as R-spondin 2. The transcript has 6 exons. The record is from RefSeq and is a predicted model, not a curated record. The coding region runs from base 627 to 1352 and encodes 241 amino acids. Lineage: Eukaryota; Metazoa; Chordata; Lepidosauria; Squamata; Lacertidae.